AUGUCUACCGAACGUGAAAACAAUGUCUACAUGGCUAAGCUUGCUGAACAAGCCGAGCGUUACGAUGAAAUGGUCUCCUUCACCAAGGAUGUUGCAAAGAUGGGUGUUGAGUUAACUGUUGAGGAACGUAAUCUCUUGUCCGUCGCCUAUAAGAACGUCAUCGGUGCUCGUCGUGCAUCUUGGAGAAUCGUGUCAUCCAUCGAACAAAAGGAGGAGAGCAAGGGAAACACCGCUCAAGUCGAGAAGAUCAAGACUUACCGUCAAAAGAUUGAAAACGAGCUCCAAGAUGUCUGCAAGGAUAUCUUGAAUGUCUUGUCUGAAAACUUGAUCCCUAAUGCUCAAGGUGGUGAAUCCAAGGUCUUUUACUACAAGAUGAUGGGUGAUUAUCAUCGUUAUCUUGCCGAGUUCCUUACCAGCGAGUCUCGCAAGGAAUCUGCCACCCAAGCUCACGAAGCUUACAAGACUGCCACAGAAAUCGCUCAAACCGAAUUAGCUCCUACUCAUCCUAUCCGUUUGGGUCUUGCUCUCAACUUCUCUGUCUUCUACUACGAAAUCCUUAACUCUCCUGACCGUGCCUGUCACCUCGCCAAGCAAGCCUUCGAUGAUGCUAUUGCUGAACUCGAUACUCUCUCUGAAGAAUCUUACAAGGACUCUACUCUUAUCAUGCAAUUACUGAGAGACAAUCUCACUUUGUGGACUUCUGAUUUACAAGAGGAAACUGAAAAGUCAGAUGAAGCCAAGGCUGAACCUGUUGAUGAAUCCAAGUAA
Messenger RNA from Mucor velutinosus, 768 nucleotides. RefSeq lists its product as uncharacterized. The coding region runs from base 1 to 768 and encodes 255 amino acids. Lineage: Eukaryota; Fungi; Mucoromycota; Mucoromycetes; Mucorales; Mucoraceae. The record is from RefSeq and is a predicted model, not a curated record. Gene Ontology annotation, cellular component: cytoplasm. Gene Ontology annotation, biological process: intracellular protein localization; signal transduction. The transcript is spliced from 5 exons.